Molecule: messenger RNA, 2129 nt
Organism: Odontomachus brunneus
Lineage: Eukaryota; Metazoa; Arthropoda; Insecta; Hymenoptera; Formicidae
Gene: ArfGAP3
Product: ADP-ribosylation factor GTPase-activating protein 3
Exons: 9
Coding region: 239-1840 (533 amino acids)
Biological process (GO): COPI coating of Golgi vesicle
Molecular function (GO): GTPase activator activity
Source: RefSeq, a predicted model, not a curated record
AAUUGAAAGAUCACUUUUUGUCGAUCACGAAAAAUAUGUAAAAUUCGACGAAUUGUAAUUUCGUUAAAAAAUAACAAUAAUGGUUCGGGACACACUAUAGCUUGAAGUCUUUAGUUUUUGUCAUACACUUGCCACCUAUAAAUAAUUGUAUCAUCACUGAGAGACUUCAGCGCCGAACAACUAGCUUUCGCCACGCGUCCCAGAAUCCUCUGUGACGCACAUUGACAACACGUCAAAAAUGGCAGAUUCUUCACCCAGCAAAGCGGAUAUCGAGGAAAUUUUCAAAAGACUGCGAGCUGUUCCAUCAAAUAAGACAUGUUUUGAUUGUAAUGCAAAAAAUCCAGCAUGGUCCAGUGUAACAUAUGGAGUCUUUUUGUGUAUCGAUUGUUCAGCGGUGCAUCGUGGUCUGGGUGUACAUUUGACCUUUGUCAGAUCCACCCAACUUGACACAAAUUGGACAUGGCUGCAGCUCAGGAAUAUGCAGCUGGGUGGUAAUGCUAAUGCUAGAAAAUUCUUUGCGCAACACAAUUGUACCUCAAAUGAUGCUCAGCAAAAGUAUAAUUCACGCGCAGCUAUGCUAUACAGGGAAAAAUUAGGUCAAGCAUCGGCUCAAGCAAUGCAUCGUUAUGGCACGAAGGUUUCUCUCCCUUCGCCAAAAAGUAAAACAAUGCUUCAUCUGGAAGAUGGCACGGAAAUAGUAUCGGAGGAAGCGAAUGAGCUGGAUUUUUUCAAGCAACAUGAAAAUUUAAAUUCACAUCAAACUGAAACGAUAAUUCCGACAGAAGAGAAGGCAUUUCUCACACCUAACAAUGAUAAUUUAGAGAAAGACGCAUCUGAAAUUGCCUCCAAUUGUUUGGGACCUUCUGUGAAACUUUCUGAUCCUAUCUCAAACGCACAAUCUGAGAGGAAACCUACCAUAGGUCGUAGAAUAGUGCAAUCUAAAAAGACCGGUUUGGGAAAAAAAGCCGGGAGUUUAGGCGCCCAAAGAGUUAAGACCAAUUUUGAUGAACUGGAGAAGAGUAUCACGGAAAUAGGUAAACAAAUGCAAGAAAAGGAUCAAGAGGUAACGAAAGAAGAACAAGAGAAGCUGGCCACACGUCUGGCUUACCGGUAUGAGCAAAAUUUGAGUCAGCAAGCAAAGAAAGUGGAGGAGAGGGCGAAGCAGUUUGAUCCAUCGAAGGCCGGACAAGCAGAACGACUUGGAAUGGGAUUUAAUGUACGAAGCGGCGCGAGUCAUUCUGCCCUUAGCGACAUGAAGACAAUAACACAAGAAACAUCGUCGAAGAUUAUAACAGCCGUAGAACCUAGAUCAAGAGACGUAGAUGUCAUCGAACGCGAUCUUUUUGUGGGCUUAGAUGAAUUUUACGCGGUAUACGCUAACAGCACCAGCAAGUCUUCGCGCGGCGAGGAUAUUGUGGUUGUGGCAGAACCGGAACCGCCGAAACGAUUAUUAUCCUCGACACGAACUGUAAAGAACGACGCAAAAGCCUCCUCUACCGUCGAAGGAGAAGCUCAGAAGAAAUUUGGUAGCGCCAAAGCCAUCAGCUCGGAGCAAUACUUUCAAGACAGUACUUCCGACGACUCGUGGGAACGUAAGAGUAAUUUACGUCGUUUCGAGGGUUCAUCUAGCAUCUCAUCAGCGGAUUAUUUUGGCACCGAAAACUCAACACCAUCCUCGUCUUCGUCGUUAUCUAUGCGUCUCAGCGCGGGACGAGCUGGUGUCGUAGAUCUGGACGAUGUUCGAGAAAGUGUACGCCAAGGUGUAAACAAGGUUGCAGGCAGACUUAGUUCUUUUGCGAAUGCGGCGGUUUCCUCUAUACAAGAUCGUUAUGGGCUCUGAAUGGUACAUAUACAUACAAACACACACGUAUUUUUAAAAGCAGUUAAAUCGGCAACGAGACUAACGCAACGUCGAGACUUACCACACGGUGAUGGGAAUGAGAAUAAAUACAAUGUAUUUUACAAAUACGUUUGAUCACUUUACAACGUAAAGAGAGAAAAAGAAUGGAUCUUUUCUCUUAUAUUACGUUAUAUAUAUAUAUAUAUAUAUAUAUAUAUUGCAUAACAAAUAUCUCUAUAUCAAAAGUCGGAUUACACCGACGCGCAGGAAUAAAAUAAGGUACGAAUAA